UGUUCGGCGGCAGAGCGGGUGACUGCCUGAGCGGGUGAGCGUUGUUAGUGUGAAUUCAACAGUGGUGAUGAUAACACGUAUUGUCAGCGCGCACGCCAAAUCCGGCAGCAGUAGCAGGUGGAGAGGAGUCAUCAGGAUGCCCCGCAAGCCAAGACUUCCUACGUUGGCAGCUUACUUGCUCCUGCUGAGUCUAGUGCUUCUGCUGUAUGUGUCAGUCAGGGACUCAGAGCAGGAUUCCCAGCAGCAGACAGCGGACCCUCAGCUCGGGAACCAGGGGGCCGGCGAGGAGCCCUCUCUCGGGGCCCGCAGCAUUAAAGGAACCAAAAGAAGAGGAAGGACCAAAGACCUGCCCGCUAAUCCUCAUAACUUCCACAUGAUGAUUAAUAAUGCCAACGUGUGCAGCGGUGAGAGCACGGUUUGGUUGCUGGUGUUGGUCAGCUCCGCGGUGGCCAACUUCCAUCGUCGUCGAGCUAUUAGAGACACGUGGGGAGGCUCGGCACCCCUCACUGCCUCACACGCCAAGCUCGUCUUCCUGCUGGCCAAUCCACACGACUCACGCCAGCAGACACAGGUGGUGGAGGAGUCGAGGACCUAUGGCGACAUCCUGCAGGAGGACUUCGUCGACUCCUAUAUGAACCUCACCCUUAAGUCAGUAAUGGGCCUCAAGUGGGCCUCCACUUACUGCCAACAAGCCCAUUAUGUCAUGAAAACCGACGAUGACAUGUACGUGAACAUUCCCUCACUCAUAACGUACCUACAGGAGUCCCGCAGGUCACGGUGGAUAACAGGCUGCAUCAAACAAAAGAAGGCCUUCCUACCAGUGAACGCUGUCCCAGGCCUCCCUCUGCCCCCUGCACACCCGCCCUUUGUCGCUGGUGCUGGUUACAUUAUGUCUGGAGACAUCGUGAAGGAUCUGUACAGCGCCUCACUCAACACUCGCAUCAUUCCCGUGGAGGACGUGUACGUCACGGCCCACCUGGCGCGUAGUAUCGGUGUUCACCCUCCUGUUCACGACAAUCGCUUCACCUGUGGCGAGAUGGUCAAUGAUGACUGUGAUCUUGUGCAGGUGUUUACGGGUCACAGGAUCACCCCGGAGAGAAUGUACCACAUCUGGGACAAACUCAACCCCAACGGGAUCACUAGUCCUUGUUUCGACUUCUGAAUGACAAGAUUAGAACAAUAUUUAUAGUGGUUAUUUUGAUAUGCUUGUAACACGAAUAUUGGGUAGUCAUACAGCGAGGAACAGUGUGUACGGUACCGUGGUUGUUUCCCAGUCUUGGUUGGAGUUACUGUGUGUGUUAUCAGGUCCACGAGGAAGCCACACUGUCUUGGUCCAAACAGCAGCGGACCAUCGUAACUCUAAGGGCCAAUUGCAAGAACGGUUAUGGGGUGUACGACGCCAUUUACGAUGACCUCCUUGCCCUGGUCUUUUUCAGCAAUAUCGCCUUUAACACAUGGAAUUCUGCACUUUUCGAAACUUUGG
Homarus americanus (American lobster) is the source of this 1483-nucleotide messenger RNA. RefSeq names its product beta-1,3-galactosyltransferase 1-like. Gene Ontology annotation, cellular component: membrane. NCBI's taxonomy places the organism in Eukaryota, Metazoa, Arthropoda, Malacostraca, Decapoda, Nephropidae. The transcript has 7 exons. Bases 68 to 1162 code for a protein of 364 amino acids. The record is from RefSeq and is a predicted model, not a curated record. Gene Ontology annotation, molecular function: hexosyltransferase activity.